This is a messenger RNA of Heterocephalus glaber (naked mole-rat), 936 nucleotides long. Its product is annotated as beta-casein. The record is from RefSeq and is a predicted model, not a curated record. NCBI's taxonomy places the organism in Eukaryota, Metazoa, Chordata, Mammalia, Rodentia, Bathyergidae.
CAGAAAUCACUUUGUCCUCAUGUGAACUUCUUAGAAUUGAAGCUCACCACUGAGUUUGUUUCAAACCACAAUAUUAGCAUGUCAUUAAAUUCAGUAUAUAUAACCACAAAAGGAGAGAGACCAUCAUCUACUCAUCUCUACCUUCACUUCUUGUCCUCCACUUUGGAAAAAGGACUCACAGCCAUGAAGAUCCUUCUCCUCCUUACCUGCCUUGUGACACUGGCUCUCGGAAGGGAGAAGGAAGAAGUCAGUGUAUCUGCUGAGACUUCAGAAAGUCUUUCAAGCAGUGAGGAAUCUAUUACACAUAUCAAGCAGAAACUUCAAAAGGUUAAACAUGAGGAACAGCAGCAAAGGCAGGAACGCCAGGACAAAGUCCUCCCCUUCGUUGUGCCAGUGCCCCAGGCUAUGGUCUAUGAGACCAUGCCCUACCCUGUCCUCGCUCCAAACUUCCUGCCAGUAGCUCAGCCUCCCGUGGUGCCCGCUGUUGUUCCUGUCCUUCAACCUGAAAUAAUGGAAAACCUCAAGGCUCAGGAGACCUCCAUCCCCAAAAGGAAGCCGAUGCCCUUCCUGCCAUCUCCAACACCGCUGCCCGACAUUGGCCCUCAGAUUCCAAACCAGCCCCUUCUCGUGCCUCAGCUCCAGCCGGCGGUGCACCAGGUCCCGCAGGUGAUCCUGCAGCCUUUCCCUCAGGUGGCGCCUCUGGUUCCUGCGCAGCCGCAGCUGCUCUCUGUGGAGCCCACAGUUCCGCGCGCUCCCCAGCACGUGCAGCCCACCCAGGGGCUGCAGCUCUACCGGGCUCUGCAGCCUGUGACCGCACUGCACGCCCCUGCGACUCAGCCCCUCGCCCAGGACUAUGCACACGUCAUCGUAAGUCUGUGUUCAUGUGCUUUGCACUCGGCUCGAGGCAUGUACAUGGUCGUAGAACAAGUGAGCUAG